UUUCUUAUAUACACGAAAUUUUUUGAGUUGGACUUAGGGCAGAGUUGUAAUGAUGCAAUUUGUUCUUUUGGUGGAAGAUUAAGGUUUUGUGUAUAAAAUAUAAAGCAUUGUGAUUUGGUUAUUUAUUGUUGAGGGAUGUUAUGAUUUUCAAGGAAAUUUGAGUGAGCUUCAAAGGGCAGUUAUAACGUACAAACUGCCAAAACGAUACAACUGAAGGAAUGACCUUUAAGUCAAGACAUGACAGAAGUUAACAGUAGAACAUCCCAUUCCAAGGAAAACGGUCAUUUGGCGAGUUGCAUAUCUUCCAAUAUGCAGAAUGAGCCUGUAGAGGGUAAGAGCAAGGGAACUUCAGUGUUCGUCAAUUGCGCUGCUAUUUCAUGGGAUGAAAGCCGAAGAAAAUGGAUGGGGGAGUCAUCUCAGAAGCUGCAAAGAACACCUAAAGAUCCAGUUAUUAGCUGGUCCACGACAUACGAAGAUCUGCUAUCAACAAAUGAUCCAUUCUCUCAGAAAAUUCCUUUACCUGGAAGUUCGCAUUCUAUGUAUUUGCAGGAGAUGGUUGAUUUUUUGGUUGAUAUCUGGCAUGAUGAGGGGCUUUUUGACUAAUUACUCUUAUUGAUGUAAGUUCGAAUGCCUAUCUUCUGAAAUACACGAUAUAGUCAUAGUCCUCGAUCAUGAACAUAACUUAUCUCGGUGAAUAUUGUCACAUCUUAACAAACUGCAUAAUAAUAUACAAAGGUCUAGCAUGGUAGAAGAGAAGCUACUACUCUAAUACAAAAAUAAUUAUGUAUUAUGAACUUGUCCAAAUGCUGUUUGAAUUGUACAACAGCUUUCAUGAUUCAAUAAGAAUAGUGUUUAGUAA
Molecule: messenger RNA, 859 nt
Organism: Andrographis paniculata
Lineage: Eukaryota; Viridiplantae; Streptophyta; Magnoliopsida; Lamiales; Acanthaceae
Exons: 5
Coding region: 238-603 (121 amino acids)
Source: RefSeq, a predicted model, not a curated record